Penicillium brevicompactum is the source of this 297-nucleotide messenger RNA. RefSeq lists its product as uncharacterized. NCBI's taxonomy places the organism in Eukaryota, Fungi, Ascomycota, Eurotiomycetes, Eurotiales, Aspergillaceae. The record is from RefSeq and is a predicted model, not a curated record. Bases 1 to 297 code for a protein of 98 amino acids. The transcript has 2 exons.
AUGCCGAUGAGUUGGCAAAUUGCCAAUGAAAACCAAUACUUCCUGCGCCUUGAUAAAGACCUUGAGAUAUUUGGCGCGGUCGUUGGAGCUGUUUCGACUCUUCAGACUAUUGUUAAAGGAGGAUAUUGGUUGUAUAAUUUCUACCGGAAGAGGGGCCAGGAAAAGAAAACCCGGGCGGAUCUUGAGACGGGCCUAGGUAUUCCCAAGAGAAAGUCCGCUGAGGACAUGCUCUCGCGAGCUGAGCAUGCCGAUGGAGGUAAAGGACUCCGGCGCCGUUUCUUCAACAAGACCGACUAG